AUGGCGCCGCCACGGGAUCGUGAGGACGACGAGUUCGCACCUAUAUCAGAUAUCACGUCGCAAUUAGAACGGCUUUCAUCGUCACCGCAGAUAGCUGAAGAAGCAAUCGCUCGUGAUUACGAAGAAGAUGACUCGCCUUCCGAGGACGAGAUUGAGUCAGACACGGAUGGCUCGUCCACUGUCCGCCAAUUUUCCAUGAUAAACUCCUACCAACGACCGAGCUACAUGAACCCAGGAGCUCGUGCAACGGUCUUCUCUUCCAGUAUGCCGAGGGAGAAUUAUCUGUCUGAUCAGCAUCAGAAUUGGAAAAAGCAUAGCUAUUUGAGCAAGAAAGAGCGAGAGGCGGUGCGCGAGCAGGAGCGCAGCUUACUCCGUGACAACGAUUUACUUCCGCCAAAACACCCAAGGAGAGGAAGUGAAAGCGGCGCCUAUGACUCCAUAGCACGAAAGUUGAGUCUGCCUGGGCUGCGGAAGACGAAGAGUGCUACUGCCGACAAUCGGCAGGAGUCUGAUGAACCAAAUGAGAGAAAUCCACUUCUGGGAGACCCGAAUUUACCAUAUGCGGGCCUAGACACGCCGAGGACCAUAGCACAGCGGUUCGACGAGGCGGUUGCGUCAGGGCGACUGAAGGCUACCUGGCAGCGAGAAACGAAGGUGUUGCUAAAGAGCUCGGCACCGCUCAUAUUGACGUUUUUGUUGCAGUAUAGCUUGCCCGUGGCGAGUAUCUUCACGGUGGGCCACAUUGGCAAGAUUGAGCUGGGGGCUGUGAGUCUGGCUAGCAUGACGGCUUCUAUCACGGGCUAUGCGGUAUAUCAAGGCCUUGCCACCUCUCUCGACACUCUUUGCGCCCAAGCCUACGGUUCCGGCCGCCCUCAUCUGGUGGGUCUGCAGUUGCAGCGAAUGCUCUACUUCCUCUGGGUAAUCACAAUUCCAAUUGCAAUCAUUUGGGCUUGUGGCCCACAGAUCCUAUCUCACAUAGUCCCUGAGAAAGAAACCGCACGCCUAGCCGGUCUUUACCUACGCAUCUUGAUCGCCGGAGCCCCAGGCUACGCCGCGUUCGAGGCCGGGAAGAGGUACCUGCAAGCUCAAGGCCUGUUCUCUGCUAACAUGUACAUCCUCCUGUUUUGCGCGCCACUCAAUGCCCUUAUGAAUUACAUCUUCGUGUGGCGCCUUGAAUGGGGUUUCGUCGGUGCCCCGAUCGCCGUGGCAAUCACUGAGAACAUCAUGCCGGUCAUGCUCUUCUGCUAUGUGCGUUUUGUAGACGGCUACCAGUGCUGGGGUGGCUUCGAUCGACGCGCGCUCAAGAAUUGGGGUCCCAUGAUCCGGCUCGCGGUCCCAGGCCUCGUCAUGGUCCUCGCGGAGUUCCUUGCCUUCGAGAUCCUCACGCUGUCGUCUAGCUGGCUGGGUCCGACGACGCUCGCUGCCCAGUCGAUCUUGGGUUCGGUUACAGGCAUCACCUUUCAGAUCCCGUUCCCAAUGAGCGUGGCGGCCUCGACUCGGAUUGCGAACCUCAUUGGGGCUACAUUACACGAGCAUGCGAAGAUGGCUGCCAGAGUAGCGUUGGUUUUCUCCGUCGUGGUUGGCAUAUUCAACCUCCUGCUUCUGUCCCUGCUUAGAAACUACAUCCCUAAGCUAUUUACCCCGGAAGACGACGUCAUCGACCUUGUGGCUUCGCUGCUCCCGCUCUGCGCUGCCUUUCAGCUGUUCGACAGUAUGCAGGCGAAUUGCAACGGUAUUCUGCGUGGGAUAGGCAAGCAGGAGAUCGGUGGGUAUAUCGCCCUCUUUGCCUAUUAUAUCAUCGGCAUGCCGAUUAGCUUUGGGCUCGCUUUUGGCGCCGGCUGGGGUCUAUGGGGUUUGUGGACGGGACCGGCAAUUGCGCUAGGUGUCGUUGCUGCUAUCGAAGGGUUCUAUAUCUACAAGACGAGCUGGGAGAGUGCGGUUGCGGCGGCGGAAGCACGGAAUGCGAUGGAUGAGCGCAGGGUGUAA
Messenger RNA from Didymosphaeria variabile, 1986 nucleotides. RefSeq lists its product as uncharacterized. Gene Ontology annotation, cellular component: membrane. Lineage: Eukaryota; Fungi; Ascomycota; Dothideomycetes; Pleosporales; Didymosphaeriaceae. Bases 1 to 1986 code for a protein of 661 amino acids. The transcript has 3 exons. The record is from RefSeq and is a predicted model, not a curated record. Gene Ontology annotation, molecular function: xenobiotic transmembrane transporter activity; antiporter activity. Gene Ontology annotation, biological process: xenobiotic detoxification by transmembrane export across the plasma membrane.